AUGUCUUUUGGAGGUCGUAAUAAGACUCCGUGUAAAUAUUUCCAACAGGGUCGGUGCAAGAAGGGAAAUAGCUGCAAUUUUGCCCACGUUUACGUGAACAACAACGGCAACGGUAAUGGUGGGAAUAACAGCGGUCUAGAUCGGUACCAGAACUUUAUAAAUGCCACGAAUCUGGGGAAAUACGCUAAGGAAGUAGAGGAUGACAUGACGAUGGCUUCAGAAUUGAAAUUCCAACCUCUGACCUCUAGCUACAGUCUGGGAAACCCUUGUGCAGUGAAUUUGAUCCAAGAUCGGGACCUAUCAGCAGAAGAAUCCCGUUUUUUAUUCUACCAAUUGCAAUUGCAGAACUCACUGCCGGUCUACGAAACACAAAUGCAAGCGCGGGCCGCAGAUUCAGUAAAAUGUCGAAAUUUCGUGGCAGCAGAUUCUCGAAAAGCUGCAAGGUUUCUGCAACUGGCGACCGAGAAAAUGCAUGAAGGUGGCACACCAUUGAGUAGAGGCUUUAUAGAGCAUCCACUGGACUUGACCGGUACCUCGUACUCUAACAAGGCCACAAGUGCGGGCACAUCAAAUUUGUUUGGCUCGACUACAACCCCACAGAAUCCUUUUGGUCAGCAGCCGUCCAUAGCACCACAACAGGCGCCAUUCGGAAUACCAAGCGCACCACCCGCCACUGGAGCCUUUGGUCAACCAGGUUUCGGAUCGUCAGGCAUAAGUGGGGCAUUUGGACAACCCAAAUUUGGAGCUUCUGGAGCGGGCGCUUUUGGUACUGGCACUGCCAACGCGUUUGGUUCGCCUAGCUCCACUUUUGGUGCCAAGCCGGUCUCGACAGCCUUUGGCUCGGGAGCAGGUGCUUUCGGAAGCAAACCUGCCCCAUCGGGAUUUGGCGCGGGAGCUAAUGCAUUUGGUUCGGGAGCUUCUGCGUUCGGUGGCCAACCUGCAAGUAACCCAGCAUCUAAUUCAGUUUUUGGUGCGCCAGCUUUUGCAUCGGGCAGUAACGGUUCCUCUGCAUUCGGCAAAGCAACCUUUGGAUCCACAUCAGCACCUCAAGCACCUGCUUUUGGGAGCAGUGCUUUUAACCCUGGUUCUGCCGGAUCUCAAGUAUCUUCUUCGCCAUUUGGUGGCUCAGUGUUAGGAAAGCCAACCUUUGGGUCCAACUCUGGUAACUCACCUUUUGCUUCGAUCCAAAAUCCUCAAAGUGCUUCACCAUUUGGUUCUGUGGCCAACCAAACAAACUCUACUACCAGCACAUCACCCUUUGGUAAUCUAAACGCUCAACAAAAUACUACCAAGCCAGCAGACGCCAUCAAACCUUCUGGAUUUGGGCAAACCUUUGGCGCUGGAGGAUUUUCGUCGAAUACCCCUGCAGGAAGUCCUUUUGGCGCGACACCAACCAAUAAUACCAUGGUACAAAAUAUACAACCGCAGAAUAGUUCUUUCUCAAAUCCAUCUAUCAAUCAGCAGCCAUUUGUGCAAGGUGUCGCAGCUCAAGAGGAAUUGUCGGAAGCUGAUCUGCCGAAGGAGGUUUUGGACUAUUUCAAAGCUGAGCGUUUCCAACUUGGAAAAGUUCCUGAUGUAGCACCUCCUGCAGUCCUAAUAAAUUAG
This is a messenger RNA of Lachancea meyersii CBS 8951, 1605 nucleotides long. The record is from the annotation of a GenBank genome assembly. NCBI's taxonomy places the organism in Eukaryota, Fungi, Ascomycota, Saccharomycetes, Saccharomycetales, Saccharomycetaceae.